Messenger RNA from Aspergillus niger, 984 nucleotides. RefSeq lists its product as uncharacterized. The coding region runs from base 1 to 984 and encodes 327 amino acids. The record is from RefSeq and is a predicted model, not a curated record. Lineage: Eukaryota; Fungi; Ascomycota; Eurotiomycetes; Eurotiales; Aspergillaceae. The transcript is spliced from 7 exons.
AUGGAGAACAUCUUCGCCAAGAUAGCACAAGAUACCACCAAGUUCGAUCUUGGAGAUGAAGAAGGCUGGAGAAAGCUAUACGAACCUUUAUAUCCCGAGGCACCGGACAAUGUCGGCGUAGUGAAGGACGAAUCGUACGGACCGGCCGAGCGUAACCGACUGGAUGUAUAUUUCCCUCUCGAGGAGAAGCCGGGAGGAUACCCAGUUGUGCUCUACGUUCACGGAGGUGGAUUUUUUUCUGGAGACAAAGGAUGGAGUGAGAAGCGUGGUUUUGUCACGGUUCUCGCAAAUCAUCAACUAGUCCCGCAUGUCGUCUACCCUGGAGGGGCCGAUGAUAUGCAGCUGGCUCGGGAAUGGAUUUCUGAGAAUAUUGCAAAGGAAAAGUAUGGGAGAGGAAUACCGGAGAAGGUCGUCCUUUUGGGUCACUCGUCCGGUGGAGCACAUAUUGCCAUGAAUCUAUACGCCGCAGGUGAUGAAUUCCUCGACAACUGUCACCUUCACUCAUUACUGACUCAAGAUAUAGGGGAUCCAAAACGGAAAACCAAUGUCCCACUAUUCCCCCCUGUUGCGGGAGUCAUUUACCUAAGUGUACCGUUCUGGUUUGACAGGAGAAAGCCUGUGCGACAGAGGGUCAUUCGCCAUUAUUGGGGGUCAGACGAGGAGGAGGUUUGGGGUUCUAUAUCGGAAGUGUCAAAUGGGAUUGAAAAGAGACGGCCGAUGCCACUGUGGCCUUCCUCAAUGCCUAUCGUGAACGGACCCAUGUCUUCCAUUGUCGGGUCUGAUGCCUCAACAGCAACGUCUUAUCCAUUGGAACUGCAGAUUCCGCACAGGCGGAAAGACUGUUGGAUUUCAUGCAGUCUUGUGUGGCAAAAGUCGAUCAACGAAUUCAGCAUGGGAAGGAGACCAGGCAUAGGGAAGCACCACGCUCUACCCGCCUCUGAAUAUUCAACAACAAGAAGUGAUAAGGACCGUAGUGAGAAUUAG